CUGAUAAAUUGUACGAGGGCGAUACACUUGCUUAUAGAUUCUUGACUGCAGCCACGUAGUCAGAAAAUGUUCUAAAUUUAAAUUUGUGAAAUAAGUUGUUAAGUGUUAAUUUCCAAAAAGUUUUUAUCUUAAAGAGGUCAAUCCAAGGAGUUUGUAUACGAUGACGAAAAAAGUCGUUCCAGGGGUUUCUCAAGAUAAUGCGGUCCCGGUUAUCGUUGUGAAUGGAGAUUCUGAUGCCCCAGUUAUUCGGCAGAUUAAGGCGCUCCAACGGCCAUUAUCUGUGGCUGGCGUAAUGGAGCACGCGCUACAGCAUCGUGAGCGUGUCGGGGUGCAAGACUUCGUGCUGCUUGAGGACUUCCGCUCUGAAGCUGCAUUCAUAGACAAUCUCCGGAAACGGUUCAACGAGAAUAUUAUCUAUACCUAUAUUGGGAAUGUCCUUAUAUCUGUGAACCCGUACAAAAAUCUCCCAAUCUAUACAGAGGAGAAAACGAAAUUAUACUACAAGAAGGCAUUUUUCGAGGCGCCACCGCACGUAUUCGCCAUAGCAGACAACGCCUACCGGUCCCUUGUCUAUGAGCACAGAGAACAAUGCAUACUGAUCUCAGGUGAAUCUGGUUCAGGCAAAACAGAGGCUUCAAAGAAAGUUCUAGAGUACAUAGCAGCACGGACCAACCACCUUCACAAUGUGGAGACUGUCAAGGACAAGCUGCUUCAGAGUAAUCCCCUACUCGAAGCCUUUGGUAAUGCUAAAACGCACAGGAACGACAAUUCCAGCAGAUUUGGCAAAUACAUGGAUAUACAAUUCAACUAUGAAGGUGCUCCUGAAGGUGGACACAUAUUGAACUAUCUCCUGGAGAAGUCCAGGGUAGUCAGUCAGAUGUCUGGAGAGAGGAACUUCCACAUUUUCUACCAACUAUUGGCUGGUGCUGAUCAAGCGCUGCUCCAGCAUUUGAAGCUGCAAGGAAGGCCGGAAACGUACAAAUAUACUUCUGAAAAUACCUCAGCUAGUCAAAAGCUAAACGAUGCUGAACAAUUUCGUUCAGUAUUAGAAGCCAUGAAGGUGAUAGAAAUCUCAGAGGCUGAACAGAAAGAGAUAUUCGAGAUCGUGGCGAGUGUACUCCAUCUUGGUAAUGUGAAGUUCGUACAGAAUGAAAAAGGAUAUGCUGAGAUUCUUCAUAAUGACAAUAAUAGUGCUAAUGUUGCUGAUCUCCUCAAAGUGAAUCCUCAAAAACUUCGCGAAGCCCUAACAAGUAGAACGAUUGACGCAAGAGGUGAUGUCGUCAACACUCCUUUGGAUCUCGAACAAGCACAAUAUGCAAGGGACGCCUUAGCCAAAGCGAUAUAUGAGAAGCACUUCAGUUGGCUGGUCUCCAGACUCAAUUCAUCACUCGCACCGAGGGAGAGGGAUCCCAGGGCCUCCGUCAUGGGAAUAUUAGAUAUCUACGGCUUUGAAAUUUUCCCGAAAAAUAGCUUCGAGCAGUUCUGCAUUAACUUCUGCAACGAGAAGCUGCAGCAGCUGUUCAUCGAGCUCACCCUCAAGCAAGAGCAAGAGGAGUACCUCCGUGAGGGUAUCGAGUGGGAGCCAGUCGAGUACUUCAACAACAUCGUCAUUUGCGAUCUUAUUGAAGCACGCCAUAGAGGUAUUAUAUCAAUACUGGACGACGAAUGCCUGCGUCCGGGAGACGCGACAGAUCUAAGUUUCUUAGAGAAGUUGACUCAGAAGUUGGACGGCCACGCCCACUUCAAGUCCCAUCAGAAGGCCGACGCUAGGACACAGAAACUUAUGGGACGUGAUGAGUUCUGCUUGGUCCACUACGCGGGUGAAGUGACGUACAACGUGAAUACGUUUAUUGAGAAAAACAACGAUUUAUUGUUCCGUGACAUGCAGAAUCUGAUGUCCGCUUCCGGUAACACAACGGUUGGCUGCUGUUUUAAGGACCUCAACCUGCGAAGCAAGAAGAGGCCAGAAACCGCCAUUACCCAGUUUAAGAUUUCUCUCAACGAAUUGAUCAAAAUCUUAAGCAGCAAAGAGCCUUCAUACAUCCGUUGUAUAAAACCUAAUGACUACAAAACGCCUAUGCAAUUCGAUGAAAAGCUGGUCUCUCACCAAGUGAAAUACCUCGGUCUGAUGGAGAAUCUUCGAGUACGAAGAGCAGGCUUCGCGUAUAGACGCACAUACGAAGCCUUUCUAGAAAGGUACAAGUGCUUGAGUGAAGAUACAUGGCCCAACUAUCGCGGACCAGCUCGUGAGGGAGUCCAGAAACUUGUUCUAGCCCUCCAAUACGAGAAAGAAGAGUACAGAAUGGGAAAUACGAAAAUCUUCAUCCGUUUCCCCAAAACGCUAUUCGAGACGGAAGAUGCUUUCCAAAUUAAGAAGAACGACAUAGCGACCAUCAUCCAAAGCCGAUGGAAAGGUUAUCGGCAGAGGAAGCAAUACCUCAAGAUGAGAGAAUCUGCUAUCAUCAUACAGAAGUGGGUGAGGCGGUUCCUGGCUCAGAAGCUGAGGGAGAGGAGACGAAAGGCUGCUGAUGUUAUAAGAGCGUUUAUUAGAGGUUUCAUAACGCGAAAUGGACCUGAAACUGUUGAGAACCGCCGUUUCCUGGCCAUCGCCAAAGUGCACUGGCUGAAGCGUCUCUCAACGAGACUGCCGACUCAGGUGCUAGAUCUCUCCUGGCCUCAUUGUCCUGCCACUUGCCAGGAAGCCUCCAGGGAAUUGCACAGGCUGCACAGAGCCCAUUUAGCCAGGAAAUACCGUUUGGCGUUGACACCGUCUGAGAAGAAACAGUUCGAAUUGAAGGUUUUGGCUGAAAAGAUGUUCAAAGAUAAAAAGAACAGUUACUACAGCAGUAUCCCCGAGCGGUUUGUUGAAGAUCGUCUAACGGAGGAGCAUCGGAUCUUAAGAAAUACAUUCAUGGCUUCACCCUCUUGGCCCACUGGGGAACAACUUAUUUAUUCUUGUGAAGCGGUGAAAUAUGAUCGGCGUGGGUACAAACCCCGCGAGCGCGCAUUACUUGCGUCGGACAAGGCGCUCUAUGUUUUGGACGCGGCCGGUCGGAAGAUGUACAAAUUGAAACACAGAUUACCUCUUGACAAGUUGAGAGUCAUUGUGACCAACGAAACUGAUAGCUUGGUGCUGAUUAAGAUACCGCAGGAGCUGAAGAAAGAUAAGGGUGAUCUAAUAAUAUCAGUAUCGCACGUGAUAGAGGCGUUGACAAUCGUUACUGAUUAUACCAAAAAACCGGAAAUCAUAGAAAUUGUCGACACUAGGACCAUUGCCCAUGACCUGGUGAAUGGCAAACAAGGCGGAACUAUUGAAGUGACCCACGGCCCACAACCCGCUAUACAAAGGGCUAAAAGCGGAAAUUUGUUGGUUGUGGCUGCAACUCCAUAAUUCCCGGCAAUGAAUUGUAAACACCUAAUUUAUUUUAAUUAUAAGCAACUGUGGCAUUAUAAUAAACAUUCGUAUGAAGCGAUAAUAUUUUAAUUUGUUAAACUGACUUAAAUAAAUUUUAAUUUCUUUGGUAUUUUAUAAAACAUUCAAGUAAAUAUGGAUUUAAUGCAAAAGAAUUGCAAAUUCUUUGUGAUUAAAUUUUCUAAGGUUUUUAAUUUUAGAUUAAUUCAAAUAAGCAAUAUACACCUAGUCUUGAAUAUUGUUAAAAUAAAUAUUUUUUUAAUGUCAAUAACAGUUCCAAAUUGAAGUUCCUUCUAAUCGGAAUUUAAAAACAGUUAUACAAUAAUCAGUCGUUUACUAAUCUGGUAUUUUUGUAUGAGUCCCAUACUUUAUACUAUUAGAAAUGGAUUCAAAAUAUCAUUGUAUACAGAGAUUGUAUUUGAUUGUAGGAAAGUUAAAAAAAAGUUUCAAGUAUAAAAAGAAAAUGUGUCAUAUACAGCCUAUAUAUAUAAUAGACGUGGUAAUCAAAGCUGAAAUAUGUUCGUUAUAUGAUUUAUAUUUGGACGGGACGUCUAUUGAGAUAACGAUCAAUUUAAAUAUAAUUAAUUGAAAGAAACGUAACCUUUAGUAUCUUCUAGGAAAGCUAACGACAAUGGUCCUUGUGUUAAAUCUCUUAGCCUUAUAUUUAGCCGCGAUCCAAUGCUGAAUCAAUGGUGUCUAUAAUAUUUAUACUGCCACUAUUGUACAAAUUGCUAAAAGUAUUAUUUUUCAAACAUAUGUAUGUUCAUGUGAUAGUAGGUAUGGCCAUAGGCUGAAGUGCCUUAAUUGAAAUUCAUUUUUUAAUAAAUUAUCUUAUAAAG
Molecule: messenger RNA, 4251 nt
Organism: Pieris rapae (cabbage white)
Lineage: Eukaryota; Metazoa; Arthropoda; Insecta; Lepidoptera; Pieridae
Gene: Myo61F
Product: unconventional myosin IC
Exons: 20
Coding region: 161-3391 (1076 amino acids)
Biological process (GO): vesicle transport along actin filament; actin filament organization
Cellular component (GO): cytoplasm; vesicle; microvillus
Molecular function (GO): microfilament motor activity; ATP binding; actin filament binding
Source: RefSeq, a predicted model, not a curated record